AUGUUGUAUGGAAGAAAAUGCAGGUCUCCACUGCAUUGGGAUGAGUUGGGAGAGAACAAACUCCUAGGGCCAGAUGCAGUUCAGCACACCAACGAAGCUAUUCAGAAGAUCAGGGAUAGAAUGAUCACAGCUCAGAGCAGACAGAAAUCUUAUGCAGACCUGAAGCGGAGGGACAUUGAGUUCGAAGUGGGUGAUCAUGUGUUUCUUCGAGUGACACCACGAAAAGGACUCUCAGUGAAGAGAUUUGGUAAGAGAGGGAAACUAAGUCCUAGAUAUGUUGGUCCAUUUCAGAUAUUGGAUAGAGUGGGCAGUGUAGCUUAUAGAAUAGCUUUACCGCCAUCAUUAUCUGGGGUGCAUAAUGUAUUUCAUGUAUCUCAACUCCGGAAAUAUGUGUCAGACCCAUCGCAUGUUUUGAGCUAUGAAACACUGGGUUUGCAGGAAGAUUUGUCCUACAAUGAACGUCCGGUGAAGAUUCUUGAUCAAAAGGAUAGGAUUUUGAGAAAUAAGACAAUUACCCUGGUGAAAGUCCUAUGGAGAAACAGUGUGGUUGAGGAAGCUACUUGGGAGCUUGAAUCUGAUAUGCGAGAACAAUAUCCAGAAUUAUUUGAGUAA
Molecule: messenger RNA, 612 nt
Organism: Cannabis sativa
Lineage: Eukaryota; Viridiplantae; Streptophyta; Magnoliopsida; Rosales; Cannabaceae
Exons: 1
Coding region: 1-612 (203 amino acids)
Source: RefSeq, a predicted model, not a curated record